GAGUGCGAAAAACCAAAAAACCGACCUUUGAGGUGCAAAAUCGAAACUAUAAUUUUUCGCUACAUCCAUGGCUGAGGCACCCCCAGACAAUAUAGUAGAAAUAACUUUGGAACGAGGAGAUCAUGGUCUAGGUUUUAACAUCAGAGGAGGUGUAGACAUUCCAUAUGUACAAGGAGAUUCGGGAAUAUUUGUGACCAAAAUCAGAGAGGAUGGUGCAGCAUUUCAAGAUGGUCGUUUAAGAGAAGGAGACAAAGUUCUUGAAAUUAAUGGCCAUAGCUUGGACAGAGUCACACAUAAUGAGGCAGUACAACACUUUGUCAAUGCUGGGGAGACGAUCACAUUGAGGGUUUUGCAGGGGGCAGAGGAGGCAAUACAGCAGCAGCAGAGGGAGAAUGAAGAGAAUGAACAAGGCCCAUCCCCAGCUAGCUCCCGUUCCUCCAUACCACGCAUUCCCUCGAAUUCCUCCUCCUCCUCUUCAAAUACAGCUCUCUUUGGUAGCUUAUUUUUGGUGGCAGCAGCAACAGCAGCUGCUGCAGCUUACGUUUACUUUAGGUACAGAAAAUGAACAGUAAUAGUUCAAUAUGUAACAUUCAAUUGUUUUAAAACACACCGUGAGGGAUCAUCCAUCAUAAGUUAUUUAAAUCAUAUGUACAAAAUUUUGAUUAGUGGCAGUUUAGACUUAUUCAGAGCUUCUGUAUGAUAAUGUGAUAGUUACAAUUGUAAUGCAAUGUGUUUAUUUCCUGUCUCUUGCAAAUUGCAAGAUUUUUAUUUUUGAAUAAAUGUUUUGCUCUAUUGAA
Messenger RNA from Saccostrea echinata, 797 nucleotides. RefSeq names its product synaptojanin-2-binding protein-like. Lineage: Eukaryota; Metazoa; Mollusca; Bivalvia; Ostreida; Ostreidae. The coding region runs from base 68 to 565 and encodes 165 amino acids. The transcript is spliced from 4 exons. Gene Ontology annotation, molecular function: protein binding. The record is from RefSeq and is a predicted model, not a curated record.